AUGGCAGAGCCGAUCAGUUUAGCGUCAGGACUAAUCACAUUUGUGGUGUUCGCGUUGAAAACCAGCACGUCGCUCUACGAGGCUGUUGACAGUUUCAAGACAUCUCAGAGGGCUAUUCGUGAGCUUAGGAGUGAGCUCAGCGGACUGCAAGCAGUCUUACUGUCUUUGCAAGAGGCGGCUUCCAACUCGACCGUGAAGCUGGAUGUUCUGCAGGUCCCAUUGCAACGAUGUGGCAAGGCUUGCCAGGAAUUUGAAGAGGUCAUUGCCAAAUGCACGGCACAUUCUGGCGGAUCGAGGGAGAGUUUUCGGGACUGGGCGAAGAUACGGUAUAUGGGAAAUACUAUUGAAGGGUUCAGACGGACGUUAGAAGUCUAUAAGUCCACAAUUACGAUUGCACUUGGAGACGCGAAUAUUCGCACAAGCGUUGUUACCGUCGAGGUCCUUCAGGAGUACAGACAGCUGAUUGAUGAUACUGUGUCGGAUCUGCGAGAUCAUCUCCAAGAAAUCAAUAACAAGCUGGAGAGUCUCACGUCUCAGGGCCCAAGUCUGUCCAUUGAGGAUUCCAACGAGGUCCAACGCAUCCAGGAGGAAAAAGAAAGCACCCAACAGUGUCUGCUUAUCUGUGCAGAUGUUGCCGCUCAUGUUGAUAAUACCCGACCGAAGGUACUUGAGAAUCUCUCCACUCCAGACGACGGCUACCAAAGCCUGAUGAACACGUCACGUGCUCAAGUUUCAGCUCGAGCGGCUACCGCCAAAACUCUCCAGGACUGCGGAAGAAUGCUGCACAGCACAACCUCCAAACUCGAGAAAUAUCUUCGAGAGAUCGAAAACCGACUCGAUACCAUGGAUUCUACAGCCAUCAGACCGUCACAACAUCAAAUCUCUGAGGAAGCAAGCAUAAGAGAAGAGCGAGACAGCAUCCAAAAAUGCAUUGAGAUUGUUGGCAACGCUUCUGAUCAAGCUGACCAAACACGCACGAACGAAUUCGAAGACAUCACCAUGGCUGAUGACGGCCAUCAAGUGAUUGUGUCUACACUCGGAGAUCUGAUAUCAGCCAGACGCAUCACGGUCGGAAAUCGAUCAAUACAAUGGCUUGGACAAAUGUCUGAUGAGUCACUCCAGAAGCUCUCAGGCGACCAUCGUCACUUUGUCCCCGAGAAAUUUGAGAGAGCACAAUCAGGAAUUGUUGCAGAGUUUGGGGAUCGGCAUGGGCCUGGACGCAAGCUUGAACCGGAUGCUCGAAGUGGAGCGAACCCUGUCACAGCCAAAGAACGCCUCACCUGA
Messenger RNA from Eremomyces bilateralis CBS 781.70, 1284 nucleotides. RefSeq lists its product as uncharacterized. Lineage: Eukaryota; Fungi; Ascomycota; Dothideomycetes; Eremomycetales; Eremomycetaceae. The coding region runs from base 1 to 1284 and encodes 427 amino acids. The transcript has 2 exons. The record is from RefSeq and is a predicted model, not a curated record.